Molecule: messenger RNA, 354 nt
Organism: Tuber aestivum (summer truffle)
Lineage: Eukaryota; Fungi; Ascomycota; Pezizomycetes; Pezizales; Tuberaceae
Source: the annotation of a GenBank genome assembly
GGAGUAUGGGGGUAUGGGUUGUCCGUGUCGGUCUGUGUGCCAGGCCCGGUAACUACUCUAAUUCCUGUUGCGCCGAUCUCACGCAAAGAGACUAAAGAGCUUCACGAAAUAUGGCGGAAAGGAUUGGCAGGACCGACCAGGAUGUAAGCAGCUACGGGACCGUAUCGACGGAUCAUGGGGUUCUUCUCUCGGGCCUCGCAGCAUGCAGACCACAUUCCAGCCACCCUCGCUGCUCGAAUCGAGCUUCAUAAAAAUAAAUCAAACGUGCAAAAGAUUACACUACUUGUACAUUGAGACAGAGAAAGGGUGCCGGUAGACUACGAAGAUAAACAUCGAAAUGGGCAUAUUAGGAGG